AUGGCCAACCCAAACGACCCCCCGCUGGACGAGAUCCAAUGGCGCUCGCCGCCCAUCCUCGCGCAGAUGGGCGGCCUGCACUCCAACACGAUCCUCUUCUACUUCGCCGAGUCGCCCUUCUUCGAGCGCACGUCCAACAACGCGGUCAUCACGAGCCAGGCCAUGAACAACAUUUCCAUGUACCACUACAUCCAGACCCGCGAGGCCUUUGAGGGCCGCCUCAAGACCAUGUCCGGCCUCGAGUUCAUCGUCGGCGAGGAGCCCGCCGAGACGGGACCUGGAAUGGGCACUGGCGUGUGGGUGAUUCGCAAGCAGACGCGUAAGAAACAGUACCAGGAGGAGGACGAGAUCACGGUGCAUGCGUCCUUUCUCGUGGUGGGCGAGAACAUUUACAUGGCGCCGACGCUGGCGGACAUACUGGCGUCUAGAAUUAUGACGAUAUCCUCAGCCAUUGCCAAAGCCCUUCCAGAGGCAGAGAACGCGCGCAAGUGGCGACCGUCUACGGGCAACGUCUACUAUCUUCCGGGGAGCCAGGGCCAAGCUCGGUCAAAAGGACAAACGUCGACCGUCGCAACACCCAUGCCCGACAGCCAACUCAGCCAGCCCAGUCAACCAAGCCAGCCGAGCCAUCUCAAGCCCGCGCCAGCGCCUCAAAAACACGACGAAUUAUCACUGGAGAGGGCGUCUGAGGAAGCCUUUCUGAUUCAUAUGCGUCACGGCGGAGAAUACAUCGACGAGAACCCCAUCACCGGCCGCCCUGGCGAAUUCCACCUCUCGUCCACGGGACGCAAGGCCGUGCCACCGCCCAAGGCCGGCGCCGAGUCGGGCAUAGGAGCCAUGAACGGGCCUACCGCUAUCAACACUAAGUUUGAUGACAAAAAGGACGGCAAGGGGGAGAAGACACCCAAGUCUGCUACGAUGCCGAAGCCUAAGCGGAGGAAAAGCAGAAUGAGCAACGUACCGACUCCGGUACAGACCCCCAAGGCGUCUUAG
Messenger RNA from Purpureocillium lilacinum, 993 nucleotides. Its product is annotated as mediator of RNA polymerase II transcription subunit 6. The record is from RefSeq and is a predicted model, not a curated record. Gene Ontology annotation, cellular component: mediator complex; core mediator complex. NCBI's taxonomy places the organism in Eukaryota, Fungi, Ascomycota, Sordariomycetes, Hypocreales, Ophiocordycipitaceae. Gene Ontology annotation, biological process: regulation of transcription by RNA polymerase II. Gene Ontology annotation, molecular function: transcription coactivator activity.